Messenger RNA from Ostrinia furnacalis (Asian corn borer), 2054 nucleotides. RefSeq names its product RNA polymerase II-associated factor 1-like protein antimeros (gene atms). Gene Ontology annotation, molecular function: chromatin binding; RNA polymerase II complex binding. The coding region runs from base 116 to 1978 and encodes 620 amino acids. NCBI's taxonomy places the organism in Eukaryota, Metazoa, Arthropoda, Insecta, Lepidoptera, Crambidae. The record is from RefSeq and is a predicted model, not a curated record. Gene Ontology annotation, cellular component: Cdc73/Paf1 complex. The transcript has 10 exons. Gene Ontology annotation, biological process: transcription elongation by RNA polymerase II.
UAGAGUAUAUUAUAUACUUGCAGUGUUUUCGGAAAGCGUGUCAGUCUACCAGUUUUUGCAAAAUGUUUUAAUAUUUUAAAUAAUGUGUAAAUUAAUUUGAAAAAUUUCAUCCGAAAUGCCGCCCACCGUUCAGACAAAUGAGCCCGAACGGGACAAACGUCCCCAGCGGACGGGAGAAAGGAGAUCGGAGUUGGUAACGAGAGUGAAGUACUGUAACACUCUCCCGGACAUCCCAUUUGACUUGAAGUUCAUUACAUAUCCAUUUCCAUCAACAAGAUUCAUUCAGUACAAUCCUACAUCGUUGGAGAAGAGUUAUCGCUAUGAAGUGCUUACUGAGCAUGAUUUAGGCGUGCACAUAGACUUGAUAAACCGGGACAUAUACCAGGGCGAUGGGAAUGCUAUGCUGGACCCAGCUGACGAGAAGUUGCUUGAAGACGAUGUUCUCACACCUCAAGAUUCCAAAAGAUCACGUCACCAUGCCAAAAACGUAUCCUGGUUGCGUCGUUCUGAGUACAUUUCCACGGAACAGACCAGAUUUCAGCCUCAGACUAUGGAGAAGGUUGAAGCCAAAGUUGGUUACAACGUCAAAAAGAUCUUCAGCGAAGAAACCUUGUACAUGGACCGUGAAAGUCAAAUCAAGGCUAUCGAAAAGACGUUUGAAGACAACAAAAAGCCCAUCGAGAAGCAUUACAGCAAGCCCGGAGUCACUCCAGUGGAGGUCAUGCCGGUGUUCCCAGACUUCGAGAUGUGGAAGUAUCCGUGCGCGCAGGUCAUAUUCGAUACGGACCCAGCGCCGGCGGAUAAGAAUAUUGCUGGGCAGAUUGAGGCCAUGUCACAGGCUAUGAUUCGAGGUGUGAUGGACGAAAGUGGAGAACAGUUUGUCGCUUACUGUCUGCCCACUGAAGAGACGAUACAGAAACGCCGUCGCGACAUCGUCGAGAGCAUUCCAUACAUGGACGGUGACACGUACGAAUACAAAAUGGCUAGGGAGUACAACUGGAAUGUCAAGAGCAAAGCAUCUAAGGGUUACGAAGAGAACUACUUCUUGGUGGUCCGCAACCAUUGCGUCUACUACAACGAGCUGGAGACUCGCGUGCGUCUGUCCAAGCGGCGAGCACGCGCCGGCGUCGCCGCGCAAGCGCUCACGCGGCUCGUGGUCACGCACCGGCCGCUCAGCGCGCCCGAGCACCGCAUGCUGCGGCUGCGGGAGAAGCAACUGGAGCCGCCGCAGGAGGAAGAUGAAGAAGAAGAGGAAGAAGAGGACGAUGACGAAGAAGAAGAUAAGCAAGAAGAACAGACGCAGGAAAAAGAAAGAUCCCGUUCCCGUUCCAAAUCCGGGUCGAAAUCUCCGCAAGGCUCGGACCGGUCGAAAUCCCGCUCUCGAUCCCGGUCCCGAUCCCGCUCGCGGUCUAAAUCCCGGUCCAAAUCCCGGUCCAAGUCGCGCAGCCGGUCUAGGUCGGGUUCUGGCUCUAGGAAAUCAAGGUCCAGAUCUGGCUCAGCGCAUUCUGGAUCUGCAAGAUCGCGAUCCGGCUCAGCGAAAUCUCGUUCCCGCUCCCGUUCCCGUUCCCGCUCGGGAUCCCGCGCGUCGUCCCGCGUGUCUUCCCGCGCCAGCUCUAAGAGCGGGAAGGGCUCUAGGGCUAGUUCUGCUAGUGGGAGGGGAUCUAGGGCUAGUUCUAAAGGCAGCGGCAAGGGCUCCAAAGCAAGUUCAAAGGCGAGUUCCCGCGCCUCAUCCCGCGCGAGCAAGCGUUCGUCCCGCGCGAGCAAGCGAUCGUCCCGCGCGUCGUCCCGUGCGUCCCGCGCGUCGUCCAAAGCGUCCGGGUCCAAGGCGUCGUCCCGCGCCAGUUCCCGCAGGAAUUCGGGAUCCGGCAGCGGCUCUGACAAGUCCAGGAGUCGCUCCCGGUCCGCUAGCGGGUCCAGACAGGGUUCCCGUAGCGGGUCGGCGUCGAGCGCAUCAUCUCGCCACAGCGGCUCUGACUAGAAACACUAGAACUAGAAUAAGACUCGAGUGUAAUUAUAAUAUAGAUCGUAAUUUUUUAAUAAAGCACUGAUGAAUA